Molecule: messenger RNA, 912 nt
Organism: Arctia plantaginis
Lineage: Eukaryota; Metazoa; Arthropoda; Insecta; Lepidoptera; Erebidae
Source: the annotation of a GenBank genome assembly
AUGGCCGCUGAAGAGAACAAGCAGUCAUCUCAGAUGAAAUUUACGAAGACGGACACGGAAUACAAUAUGAAAUCUGUCAGGUUUCUGUUGUUGACCAUCACGGCGAUGUUUAUUGCAAUUGGUCUAUUGAUGAUCAUACUCGGAAACAGCGUGUACGCUCACUACCAUAGCUUCACAUUCUUCUACGAGCAUAGAGUGGGCAGUUACGUUACACCUUCAGCACUUUGCGUGUUCGUGGGACUGGCGUUAUUAAUUGUCUCCGUGUUUGGUUUCUUCGGAAGUCUGAAGAGGAGCACCUGUUUGGUCAAUAUUUAUGCUGUGAUCCUGACUUUGGUUUUCAUCUUUAAACUAGUAAUCGUAUGUAUGGCAUUCACAAUGGACGCGGAAACACUGAUUAAUAGCUUUGAUAUUCCUGUCUGGAAUUUCGAGGAUCCCGAAGUACAGGCUGAGGUGGAUUAUUUACAGAGCAGUCUCGGAUGCUGCGGAAGCAACGAUUACACCGAUUACAUUGGUGCAGAUUUCCCGAGCAAUAGGUCGACCGUGGUGGCGUCCAAAUUGGUAAAUGGCGAUUUAAUCUCCAUAAUCCUACCGGCCAGUUGCUGCUUAAACCAAAACGAGCAGUUCUGUUCACGCAUGUGGUCUACAGGAUGCAAACGAGCGUUGGCUAACGUGAUGGUACAGAAUGCCAUUGUCAUCGGAGUCCUUGGAGUGUCGGUGAUGUUCAUUAACUUACUGGGAAUUAUAUUUGCUCUGCUCCUAGCCCGUAGCAUCCGAAAGAUGAAGAGCGAGAAGGCAAUGAUGGUGUGGAAGAUCAAGGAACAAAUGAUCAUGGCUCGCCAGGCUGAGGAAGAGCAAAAGAAGGAACAGCCUGACCACGUAUAUAUUACGCCCCCAGCUACUAGCUUAGCUUAA